Molecule: messenger RNA, 3153 nt
Organism: Kwoniella shivajii
Lineage: Eukaryota; Fungi; Basidiomycota; Tremellomycetes; Tremellales; Cryptococcaceae
Exons: 6
Coding region: 1-3153 (1050 amino acids)
Biological process (GO): regulation of transcription by RNA polymerase II
Cellular component (GO): nucleus
Molecular function (GO): RNA polymerase II cis-regulatory region sequence-specific DNA binding; DNA-binding transcription activator activity, RNA polymerase II-specific
Source: RefSeq, a predicted model, not a curated record
AUGUCAAACAAUCACAACAACACUGUCAAUCCUUCUUUUCUCGUCCCGCCCCUUCCUGUUCGAAAACAGGUACCAUCGCAGAAUCCGCGAUUAGAUACCAACAAUCUAGCAUUAAGUCUCGAUUCGAAGGAAAGACCCCGCUCUGCAGUCAAUCGACCUGCACCUACUCCCCUUCAUCUUCAUAGAAGGAGUUACAGUUCCAUCUCGAGUCUUCCGGUGAUACCCAGCGCCUCGCAUGAGCCUAGCUCAAUGUCAUACCAAUGGCCCCCACCAGGAUACGAUUCCCAGAUAUACAGUACUGCCAUUCAACAACAAGUGCAAUCCAAUGACGAAAAAACACCGUUAAAUUUAGCUUUAGGUCCCGGACAAGAUGUUCUCGAAAUGAUGGGUAUGCAACCUUCAGGUAUACCUAUUUCGGGACCGACUAUGGACCCGAACGAUAAUCCUGGCUACAACAACUAUCAAUUUGGUGGAUCGUACUCAUAUAGACCUUCCCUCAAUGUUGAUACCAGCAAUUCUUCCUUCCUGACUCCUCGGACACCAGCACAGUUCCCUCCAAACUCGGCUUACUCCUCAAAUCCACCUUCAGGACUUCCAACAGAUGGUGCUUCAACAGAUGGAGAAAUCGUUACCCCCGGAUUACCAAUUCAAUACAACAACAACUAUAAUGGUUAUCAGCCUAAUCCCAAUAAUACAGAUUUUUUCCCUUCUACUGAGAGACAAUCAGUUUCUUUUCGAAAUUUCCCCCAAUACAUGCCUUCGCAAACUACUUUUCAGCCCUCGCCACAGCUGUAUCAACCUCAACAACAGGGCACGAUUUCUCCUUCGCAACUUGGUACUAGUCAGAACCCAAAACCGACCAAGUCCUUUAGUGAUCUGAUGAUGGGAAGUAGAGCAUCAUCGACCUCUUCUAGUUCUGCUGAAGGUCAACAUGAUUGGAGCGGAAACGUGCUGGAUGACUGGACAAGACCAUUAGGCAAAGCACUGAAUCACGAAUCUCAGCCAAACGCUGCUAUCGAUUAUUCGAAUUUAGCUGGUCCGUCAAGGCAAAACGCAGUAUCUGUACCGUCAUCAUUACAGCUGUCCACAACCCCUGGUGAAAUACUUGACGAAACAAUGAGACGAUACGUCCAUUCAUCGAAUCGUCUUGCUUUAGGAGAAAGGAAGCUUGUCGUGAUGAGUCCCAAAGUGGGGCAGAAGAGUUACGGAACCGAAAAAAGGUUCCUUUGUCCCCAUCCUCAAGCUAUUCUCAUUGGAGGUGCAUGGUGGAGCAAAGCUCAGGAUGGCUGUCCGGUAUCACCUCUUGUGGCUCCCAGAGUCAAUAUCAGCUUGACGGGUGAAAUGCCCGUGAAAGAUGCCGUGGUGAGCUGGACGUCGGUCGAAGGGCGUAAUCUAGAUGAGAAGAACAACACGAUAGCUAUCAACGUGGAUGAUCAACCUUUCCUGGGUAAUGUUGCUGGAAAGAACCUCCACAUCUCCGACGCCGAUGGUAAACGACGUGACGUCAAGGCAUUGGUCACUAUCAAGGCUCCCAUGAAGGUAUUUGCUGGACCUAACGGAUGGGGAAUACAGAAAAAUACGCUGAAAGACAUCAACGAUGACAAAAUUCUUGGAGUGUUUGAGAGCAAAGAAAUCAAAGUGAUCAGCAAACCUAGCAAGAAAAAAUCGAGUGCUAAAGCUGGAGAAAUGAUCAUUGGUCACGGUUCAACAAUCGCUUUGUUCAAUCGGGUUAAAUCACAAACCACCUCAACUCGAUACCUUUCCGUUGUACCUGAUUUCACUCGUAUAACGGGUUCCGAUGGUUUGCCGGUCACUGGCGCUCAGCAGCCUAAUUACCCAAACCCUCAAUCCGCUUUCAACGGUUUCACGGCGGAUGCAAAUAAUUGGGAAUCGUUCAUAAUAUGGCUUGUUGAUCCUAAUCGACCCAGCGGACCGAGUGGAGCACCUCCUCCUCAUCCUGACUGGCCUUCUCCUCCCGCCAACAUUAUUGCACCUAGCAUGCUCGUCCCUCCAAUCAGGUACAACUCAACCGUCGUUCUCCAAUCUCUGCAAACUGGAGUAAUUUCCCCAGCGAUGAUUGUCAGGAGGAUCGAAGCGGACGCCGACGCUGUAGGUAUGGACGGGCACAACGCAGACGCACCCACAUCGUUGCCUAUGGGCGAACAUGCUGGUGAUCUCGUUUCACAACUUCAGAAAGUCGCCUUUGAAGUUUAUCGACAAGACACCAUGGAGCGAUUAUCAGACAAUCCAGAGUAUGGAGGAACAUGGAUGGCAUGCGUUCAAGAAGCUGUAUCUGACCAAUACGUGACUGCGGAACGGAAAUGGACGCCAGUACAGGUCACUCAUAGAGGUGGUACAAGACCUAAUUCAGUACCAAAUACACCCCAACAGAGAUUUGGUGUUUUGCCAAUGACACCUCAUAACGCCCCGUUGAACUUACCGUCAACCCCGUCAAGUCCAGUCAGCUCUUCUUCUUCCUUGGAUUAUUUCGGUGCGCAUAGUAGAAAAUCUUCUUCUCAUUCUAUAUUAUCACCUAAUAUCCCUGAAGUACCUCUCCCUUUAUCGACAGAUGGAGGACCGGUUCGCAGACAUCGGUCAGGUUCAACGAGUAAAGGUCCCUUCAUAAGACCAUUGCAUAAGAAACGAGGAUCUUCUUCUGGUUCUUUCGAAUAUUUACCCUCACCCGCGACGACCGCUUCCCCGGAGACACAUCGAAUGCAGUGGACAAUGGAUGUUGGAGAUAUCUGUAUAUGGAGUAUUGUCAGUACCGAGCAAACGACAUAUACAUUUUAUGUUCCGCCAUACGCCAAUGAUUAUGUUGAACCCUACGCUCCGUUCCCAGUGGCACAUCGAAUGUUACCUUCCAAUCUUAGUGCCGAAGUUCCAGCAAGAUAUAACCAACAAUGGACUUCUCAGACGGAAGCUUCUCUCUUAACUCUAUACGGAAAGAAUUUCGUCAGAACACCCGACGGACAUCCUCAUCAUAACAUCUAUUUCGGAAGUACACCUGCUUCUUACAAUGAAGUCAGAUGUCAAGAAGUAAUGGCUGCCGCUGAACCAUACCUACCGCCAGGAACGAAAACACCAAUUUUCUUGGUCCGAGACGAUGGAGGGGUAAUCGUUCCCACAAACCUGACUUAUCCACCUACCUAA